Messenger RNA from Megalobrama amblycephala (Wuchang bream), 4056 nucleotides. RefSeq names its product hydroperoxide isomerase ALOXE3-like. Gene Ontology annotation, molecular function: iron ion binding; oxidoreductase activity, acting on single donors with incorporation of molecular oxygen, incorporation of two atoms of oxygen. NCBI's taxonomy places the organism in Eukaryota, Metazoa, Chordata, Actinopteri, Cypriniformes, Xenocyprididae. Gene Ontology annotation, biological process: linoleic acid metabolic process; lipid oxidation. The transcript is spliced from 15 exons. Bases 764 to 2323 code for a protein of 519 amino acids. The record is from RefSeq and is a predicted model, not a curated record.
CACAAUUUGCCCAACAUCAAAUAAGGAGUUUAAGUGUUGAUAAACUGGAAUAUUAGUUCCACUUUAAUGAUAAAGAUCCACUUUAAUGAUAAAGCUAAUUUAAUCUCGGUAUGUAAAACUGAAUCUGAAACCACAAUCACUGAAAUCCCCUGUUUUUCCAAUGGAUGGUCCUUUGUGAAAGCAAAAGUACACAGCAAUUUAUAUGCUCUGUUGGGACAGAUCCAAGCUGCAGCGUUUUAUAUAAAGCAUACGGCUUCAUCCAUUCCAUCAGACCGUUAACAGACCUGAACUUGAAGCAUCUGGCAUUUCAACAGAAUAGCCAUGGUGAUCUACACCGUAACGACACACACAGGAAAGCGGCUCUGGGCGGGCACCACUAGCCUUAUCUCUAUCCAGCUGUGUGGUACUGAGGCUGAGAGUGAGAAACAGAAUCUAAAUUGCUUUUCGUGGUUUUGUCAAGGAUCGGUGCGAGCAUUUAAGAUAAAUUGCAAGGCGUCCCUGGGAGAGCUUGUAUCUGUCGAGAUCUACUCCAAGCCGUUUAUGGGUCUUAUUUACAACUAUUGGUUCUGCGAUAAGAUCUUGAUCAAGACGCCCGAAGGUGACGAGAUUUUGUUUCCAUGCUACUCCUGGCUUGGCUGUAACAAGAGGCUCGUUUUAAGACCUGCUAAAGCUUUACUUGUUUUCCAGGUCACCAACCCAGUAGCCCAAAGACAAAGGACGAGGCAGCGAGAAGAGCAACAAAAGUUAUUUAGGUGGCGUGUGUAUGCUGAGGGCACACCCCAAGUUAUCGAUUACGACACUGCCCAUGCUGACAGCUGAAGUCCAUUUCUCUUUCACAAAGGAAACUGAGUUUUGCUUCACUGCUGUAAUGCAGUUAGCUGAUCUGAAGCUACAGGGAUUGGCUGACAGCAGAAGAUUGUGGACAAGCUUCAGUGAACUGGCCAGAAUCCUUAAAAUCAGAAACAAAACCUUUGAAUACAUUCAGGAGCACUGGGAUGAGGAUGAGUUCUUUGGCUACCAGUUUCUGAAUGGCCUCAAUCCCAUGAUGAUCCAGCGCUGCUCAAAGCUGCCCGAUAAUUUCCCCGUCACAGAUGACAUGGUCAAAGACUCCCUAAGAGGGAGCAGCUUGAAGCAGGAAAUGAAGAAAGGGAACAUCUUCCUGUCUGACUACAAGAUAUUGGAUGAGCUGGUGGGAAAUAUAAUCAGUGGCAGGCAGCAGUAUCUCACGGCUCCCCUGGUCCUGCUGUACUGUAAUCCCCAUGGCAUGAUGCUGCCCAUCGCCAUACAGUUAAAGCAAAAGCCCAGCAAAGAGAAUCCGAUCUUCCUCCCAACGGAUUCAAAGACCGAUUGGAUACUGGCCAAGAUCUUCGUCCGAAAUGCAGAGUUUGGCGUUCACGAGGUCGACUUUCACCUGCUGAGAACUCACCUGCUGGCAGAGGUGUUCACUGUGGCGACAUUGCGCAAUCUUCCCUCUCCACACCCUCUCUACAAGCUCCUCUUUCCCCAUAUCCGAUACACGCUCCAGAUCAACAUCAUGGCCCGGAAUCAGCUGAUAUCCAAGGAUGGGGCCAUUACCAUGUAUGCAGGAGUAGGUGGAGAGUCAUUGGCAAAGUUGCUGAAGCGUGCUACUGCCUCCUUGACCUACAGCGCCCUCUGUCUUCCUGAGAACAUCUCUGAGAGAGGCCUGGAGAAUGUACCCUACUACUACUACAGAGAUGAUGGGAUGAAACUGUGGAACAUCAUCAACAAGUUUGUUGCAGCUUUCUUGUCACACUACUAUCAAUGUGAUGCAGACGUGCAGAAGGACACAGAGCUGCAGGAUUGGAUCAGUGAGAUAUUCACCAAUGGCUUCCUGGGAAGAGAUGGCUCAGGAAUACCAACUUCUUUUCAGACUGUGACAGAGCUUGUCAAGUUUGUCACCAUGGUGAUCUUCACUGCAUCAGCCCAACAUUCCGCUGUAAACAAUGGACAGUUUGACUUUGGCGGCUGGAUGCCUAACUACCCCACUGCCCUCAGAAAGCCCCCUCCCAAGGAGAAAGGCCAGACCCCUGAGCACAUGAUCCUGGAGACCCUUCCUGAUGUGAGCACGACGGUGAAUGGGACGGCUGUCCUGAGACUGCUGAGCAAGGAUUCUGCAGACCAUUACCCUCUGGGUCAUUUCCCAGAAAAUCUGCAUGAUGAAGACAUCCCCUGCAAGCUCAUUGAAGAGUUUCAAAAGGAUCUGAGGGAGUUGUCAGAUCUCAUCGAGGAGCGGAACAUGAAGUUGGAGCUUCCCUACACCUAUCUGAACCCCAAAAAUGUGGACAACAGUGUAGCCAUUUGAAAGGAGACAGUAGUCCUUCUUAAUAUGUUUGUCUUUCUACGGAGCCCUUAAAGGGACCUUUGCAAAAAUAAAAAAUAUGCGCGCGCACGAGAAACUUAUGGCGUGCACGCAUUACAAUUUCCGGUUUGUGUAUACUAAAACCUAUUUCAUUUGUGCGUCACUGCCUAUGAAGAAAGCCAGAGUAUGCAUGCACAUGAACUAAUAAAGAUCUAUUUGCUCAAAAUUAUGAAGAAAAUGUGAGCAUGGAUGAAUUAAUAAAGAUGUACUUGCUCAACAUUAUACAGAAAAUGCGAGUAUGGAUGUGCAUGAAUUAAUAAAGAUCCAUUCACUCAAAAUUAUAAAGAAGAUAGUAUGGAUGCGCAUGAACUAGUACAAACUAGUGUGAUAAAACUAAAACAGUCCUAUCUUUGUUGUUUGUGCCUUUGUGUUACAGGGCAAAAUACAGUAUGAUGCAAUUUUUUAUUUUAUUUUUUUUUAUUUUAAGCGACUUGUUCAGUUUAGAAACCAGCAAACAAGAAGGGGUUCACUCCAGACAGGGUAUAAUUCCAGGUGCACUUAUAGCAUAUGAAUUAUCUAGACAUUUACAUGAUUUCUAUUUUAACAAUAAAAGUCUCAACAUUGCAUUAAUAGAUUUACAUUAUUCUUUUGUGGAUGUGUAGAAAAGUGCAAUUGUUUGUUUUAAAUCAAAAUAGGGAGCCACAGUGUCAGUUUCUAUGGGCUUAAAGGCUAAAGUAUAAAGUAAAAGUUUGCACACUACGGAUACGGACAGAUGUAUUAGUGUCUUCAAUGUAACGUUAUACUAGUUUUGCGGUCUACAUCUCUUUGUGUGCAAGCUCAUCCACUGCAUCACAGUAUUUGAAAUAAUAUCUAUACAUCAUGUGAAUCUACAGCAAAGACGAUUAUUUUUUUAUAGCUCUAUAGUUAUCUAUGCUUCUCUGUCUAAAUACUGAUACUUACCUUAAAAUACUGAAGCAUGGAAUAAAUAAAUGAACCUCUGAUCUCCAGUAGCAGGGAGCUACUAAUAGGGGGGGACCAGGGAUGGUUGUAAAACUUUUUUGCUUCGGCACGUUACUCCCUGAUUUUUUUUUUUAGCUAAAGUUGUCAAGUUCUUAUUCAAAGUACCCAAAUUUAUUUACUACAAAUGGCACCGAUUAAAACCGUUGCAAGAAUAUCACAGAUGUCAUGAGCUGAUGUCAAAUACAUGGUGUUCCAUUGUUACAACCUACUUAGUCUUGCAGACUGAUGGCAGAAGGUCUGGACUCUAUCGCAGCUUUCAUUGGCCAAAGACUGCCCAAAUGGACGUUUGACUGACAUGUAACGCAACCAAUCACAGUUCAUUUUGUUCCGCAUCAUGUUUAGGGGUGUGAACAUGAAAGUCGAUAUCCCAACAAUAACAGACUGGCUUGCAUCUAAAAAAUUAUUUAUUUCGGAACAUGUGGAAGUUCACUGCAACAAUGGAGGCACAAACUAUUUUUGAAAAUCCAAUGUUAUGUUGAUCCUAGUAAGCACUCAGUCUCACAGUUGUAAACACAAAGGUCUUCUUCCAUGAGGGAGUUUUGCCUCACGGCAUUUGUUUCCAGACAGACCCUUAAAGAACGCAACUCACACAUCUCCCGGACAUCCUGUAGAAGUCAACCAACCAGAUGACGACUUCGAAACUCCUGAAGUGUUUCCAGAUAAGUGUGCCAUAUACAUCAGACGUUCAGCCAACGGUCCGUGGGAAUGACGUCUGA